Molecule: messenger RNA, 1282 nt
Organism: Spizellomyces punctatus DAOM BR117
Lineage: Eukaryota; Fungi; Chytridiomycota; Chytridiomycetes; Spizellomycetales; Spizellomycetaceae
Exons: 2
Coding region: 7-522 (171 amino acids)
Source: RefSeq, a predicted model, not a curated record
AAGAUCAUGCCUCCGACAUUGCUUGAUCUCCUCUCAACGACCCUUGAAAUAUCUUCCUCAAAGCCCCGUCCGCGUACCCCGAUUCUGCAUUAUCUACUUACACGAUAUCUGCCACCUCCAGAUAUCUUGCGUGUCCUCCAAACGACUGACGUUCUUCACUCAGAGCGCCGCCACUGCCCUUCUGGGGAGCUGUGGUGGACCCUGGCCAUCCUAACCGAUACUGGGCAUCCGCCAAAUCGCGGUAUGCGACCUGUUGAGCGCCGACGAGACUGGAAGAGAGUAUGUUUCCAGCGAUAUAAAGACGACAUGGCACGCCGCGACAGGCCUGUUCCUGUAAUGUCGUCAACAGCGAAAGAUGCAUAUGUUUCCGAAAUAAUGGAGGCAUCGUACACCCCGCGAGCGAGAGGGAAACUGACUGCCGAGGAAAAGCAGGAAGCUAGGGCAUGGUAUAAAGAUCUGCGAAAUAAGAAAGUUCGAGGGAAAGGGCCUGAGAAGGACCCAAGGGAAUUCUUUACGGUAUAAAAAAUCACCAGCUAUUUUCACCGUAUUCAGGAGAUUGCCGUGCGUAGCUUAUAUGUGAUGACUUACUGGCGGCAACUGGGGCCAUACCGGCCUUGUACGCUCGUCGGGCCUGGUACGGCCCCCAGGUCCCUAGUACUUGUCUAGCUAGUUGCAUGAGAGCAGAGCGCAUCUAAUGUGUCUUUCCGGCGAACACAGGCUCCUGGAGAUAUGGUUGACGCGAGCCGCUGAAAAGGAUCCUUAAUGUGGGGGAAAGCGUUCGGGAGCGUGACGCUGAGGUCGCGAUGACCGACCGACAUGUAUACAGCGCGAACACAUACGAAUUUGUGUAUCUGGGAGCUCUGUUCCGCUCAAUACAACCCCGUCGCUCGUGAUGCUCAAUAUUGAGAUGUUGAUAUCAAUCUGCAAUUCAGAUGAAAGGGAGCAUAGAUCAUCCACUCGGUCCAUGUAGACAAAUCCGUUUGUUGCCUGCAAUGCACGUCCUGCGAGUGACGAAGCACCUCUGCUAGGUAAAUCCAAAGACGACCAAUCUUUUUCAUGUCAAACGAGUUUUCUAGUACAAUAGACAUCAUCAAACAGAUAUUAUUUCACAUCAACCAAGUUAUUUAAAAAUAAAACACGGCAUAACGCGAAACCAAAGGUGUCUUUCGACCGUACUUAAGGAAAAAACAUAUAUCCCUUGCUUUAUUUACAGUGUAUACAAAACUUGCACUUGGCACGUAUUUACAGCAAAACAUUCAUACAUCCAAUAGAUGUACUUGUA